This is a messenger RNA of Symphalangus syndactylus (siamang), 5968 nucleotides long. RefSeq names its product putative neuroblastoma breakpoint family member 8. The record is from RefSeq and is a predicted model, not a curated record. NCBI's taxonomy places the organism in Eukaryota, Metazoa, Chordata, Mammalia, Primates, Hylobatidae.
GAAGGCUGUAGUGCAAAAAGCAGGUUGUAUGCCAAGUGGUACUUUUCACUUUUAUUGCUGAACGAUAUCGGUGGUGUCGUGCUAUUCUUACAGUUGGAUGCUUUGAAUCAGGAAGUGAUAUAUCUCCUUGCUUCUCGCUGGAGAAGAAGCGCCAGCGUUUUAUCACAAGCUAACUAGCGCGAAGACUGCAUAGCUCUUUCUACGUAAGGCUGCUGUUUGCAGAAAUUUGGUCCAUGGUCUCCAGUCUCUUGGGGUCUCACGCUCUGUGAAAAUCUUCGUGUUUUUCCCUAGCCCCCAGAGUCACCUUUUACACAGCGUCUGCUUCUAACCGCAGUCCCCACAGGAGUUUGUAGGAUUUCUGUGUCAGCGGCGAAGGUGUUCUCACCUCAUAGAGCAAGGUAGAAACUACGCAGACAGGCGCUGUUCUUUGGGAUGAAAGCAGGGCCUUUGGGACUCUUUCUUAGUGUCCCCGUUCGGUUGUAGACAUAACACGCUUAGCUUUGUGUAGGAGAACGGCUCUGCCGGCGCCCAGGUGCCCUAACGCAUAUUCAUCGAGGCCCGCAGGUCAGAACUGCAGUCUCACCUGUCUUGGCGGAAAUGUGCUGCGAUCCUCCCUGUGCUACAUGAGCACGAGAAUUCCACUACGGAAGAAAACCCCAGGCCUAGUGAUGGCGGUUCUGGGCGUUUUGCCAGCUUCUCCCAGGGUGUGUUUUCUGACCCCACCCACUUCUGAUCUGUAAUGUCCUGGUCAAUAGAAACUACCUGGCCCAAACGGAAAAGGCAAGGAGGACCACAGCGGGAAAGCCUGUGGCGUCCCCUGCUGGCUACCCCGGGGACGGCACUCAUAGAUCCGCAUGUUCCGAGAAGCCUCUGCCAUCCCGACCCGGGUGCCGUGCAGAAACCCCCGGCUCCAAAGAAAACCGGCUAGAACGCACAGGACGCCCAGCCAGUGUUCAGGACACUGCGAGUGGAAGCCGUACGUCCUACGGACUGAGCUAGUUUGCUGAAGACGAGCCAUUUACUUCUAACCCCAGCAGCGGACAUUGCCUAGCUCAAAUAUAAAAUAUGUGAACCAAGACCGAAAGCAACUUGCAUUGCGUUACUGCUGAUGAGCAAAUGGGUUUUUAGAAUGUUUAAGAAAUGGCCCUUGUUUCGGGACCGUCAUCACUAACGUAUGCUUGGGAUUCCUGAUCGAGGAGUUUCUGAGCAAAAGCAGCCCACCAAUCCAGUGGCUGAGAACGGCUUGGAUAUUGGCUUCCAGGCGCAUCAGAAAUACCGAGGUUCUGACAAAGACGUGAGCUUCUGUCUGCCUUUGGGAAGGCCUUCUUCCAGUCCUGGCGCUGCCACUUGCCUUCUGUUUGACCUUGGGCCAGGUCCUUCAAUUUGCUAGGCUUCAAGUUGGAAAGUGUUACGGGAAAAUAAUGAGACGAAAUACUUCUUAGAGUUAUUGCACAGAUUACAGAAGAUAGUCUAAUAGCACCGUGUGUGGCUUACAUUAAGGAUUUGCUGAUAGGAAACAAUAUCCCAGGCGAAGUUUUUUCCCCUUAAUUAUGAAAUAUAACAAAGGAAAUUGUGUAGACUUCUGCUUCAGGCCUCUGUAACAUUCGAAUGAAUUUUGCACUUGUGAAGGUGACAUCCUUUUACAAAAUAAGUUAAUACUAAAGAAUGACAAAUGGAAUUUACAAAACACAUAUUCACAAAAAGAACUUGUUCUUAGCAGCUUAGUUUACAAUAGUCCCCAAACUGGGAAAGGUUCAUAUGCACCAAGAGGUGAAUGGACCUAUUGGGAUAUAUUCAUCCAAUGGAGUACUACCCUCAAUAAGAUGGGACAAAUUAUGGAAACAUGAGAUAGCAUGGGCGAAUCUCAAAAACCUCAUGCUGAGUGAUGAAAAGAGUGCAUUCUGUGUGGUGCCAUUAAGGUGAAUUUCUAGAACAGGUGAAACUAACCUGUAUAGUGACAGAAAAUACAUCAUUAAUUGCUGGGGUCAGGGAGUCGAGGGGACUGACUGCAAAGGGCACAGGAGGACCUUCUGGAGUAGUAGACAUGUCAUCAAACUUGAAAUGGAUGCAUUGUACCAUAUUCAACCAAUGCCUUAAUCAAUUUGAUUGUAAAAAGUAGUAAGAAAACCACUGCAGGCCGGAUGCGGUGGCUCACGCCUGUAAUCCUAGCACUCUGGGAGGCUGAGGCAGGCAGAUGGGAGGCCGAGGUUGCAGUGAGACGAGAUGGAGCCACUGCACUCCAGCCUGGGCAGCAGAGCCAAAAAAAAAAAAAAAAAAAAAAACCUCCAUCUCAAAAAAAAUAAAUAAAUAAAAACACAGCAAAUCAUAAUGCAUUCUACUUAAUUUAAUGUAUGCUUAGCUUUAGAGGAUUCCUUUAGAAAAGUGUCUCUCUAAAUGUGAUUGAGAGUUCAGGAAUUCCUUCAUUUCUGUUUCUGUCUCUUUGUCUUCAGUUACAUUCAUGCACUAUUAAAUGGAAUAUUUGUAAAAUAAAAAUAGAGUGUAAGCUACAUUUUACAAAAGCAUAUAUAUAUAUACAUGUAUCUAUAAUAUAUAGCUCCCAUAUAUAUGUGUGUGUAUAUAUAUAGAGAGAGCUUCAUUUAUUGUUCUGUUUUUUCUUUUGCGGGGGUGUGGGGGGGCCAGUCUAGCUAAAAUAUACAUUCUUCUCUCUGUAGAUAUACCAGAAGAACAUGACUCGAUCAGUGUUGCCCUAAUUUUAACAAAAGUUAUUUUGAACUUAAGGUGAUCAGAAAUUUUACAUAUCUGUACUUUUUCUUUAUUGGUGGUAUGGUCUAUGCUAAGCGUGUAUAAUUAAAAAAAAAUGAGAGUAACUUUAAAAUGAUUUGGAAGAAAAAAUAUGUACAUAUGUGAAUAGUACUUAAUUCCAGGUGGUGGGAAUAUGAAUGACUGGUUAUCUUCUUCUUUUUGUAUCUUUUAUAUUUUUAAAUGGAAAAACUCAAUGACCCGGAAGUGAAAGAACAGAUUUGGAAGGGGUGUGGGGCAGAAAUUUGGUUGGCAACAUUAGAGAUACACCUCACGUGCUUGGAAUGCCUCUCAUUAUCUUCUUCAGGUUGCAAGGGCUCCAGAAUAGUGACAUAAAGGAGCCUGAGCUGAGUCCACACACUGGAAGCCCAGAACUGAGGGAAGAGAUGAAAGAAAGCAAGUCAGCAGGUUUAGGGGAUGAGAACAACCCACAGAGGACAAGCCAUUGGAGUCUCCUGCCCCUGGCCAGGGAGAGCCACAGGGUGGAUCAGAUCUGGUUGAUAGUGAGGGGCAGCAGCAACUCCAAGAGGGGGAAGGUGCGACCAUGAGCCCCGCCCCAGACCCAGGAGCCUCGACCUUGGGGCUGCCAUAACAGUGGAUGCUCUUCAGCUGAAUGACCUGCCCUGGGCCCAUGACCCUGGACUUCAGCCAGAUGUCAGCAUCUGAAGUCCCUGGCCCCACCUCUUCUGCCACAAACGUCAGCAUGGUGGUAUCUGCCAGCCCUUGGUCCAGUGAGAAGGCAGAGAUGAACAUUCUAGAAAUCAAUGAGAAAUUGCACCCCCAGCUGGCAGAGAACAAACAGCAGUUCAGAAACCUCAAAGACAAAUUUCUUGUAACUCAAGUGGCCUGCUUCCUGGCCAACCGGCAGAAGAAAUACAAGUAUGAAGAGUGCAAAGACCUCAUAAAAUCUAUGCUGAGGAAUGAGCUACAGUUCAAGAAGGAGAAGCUCGCAGAGCAGCUCAAGCAAGCUGAGGAGCUCAGGCAAUAUAAAGUCCUGCUUCACUCUCAGGAACAAGAGCUGACCCAGUUAAGGGAGAAGUUACGGGAAGGGAGAGAUGCCUCCCACUCAUUGAAUCAGCAUCUCCAGGCCCUCCUCACUCCGGAUGAGCCAGACAAGUCCCAGGGGCAGGACCUCCAAGAACAGCUGGCUGAGGGGUGUAGACUGGCAAAGCACCUUGUCCAAAAGCUCAGCCCAGAAAAUGACAAAGAUGAGGAUGAAGAUGUUCAAGUUGAGGAGGCUGAGAAAGUGCAGAAAUCAUCUGCCCCCAGGGAGGUGCAGAAGGCUGAAGAAAAGGAAGUCCCUCAGGACUCACUGGAAGAAUGUGCUGUCACUUAUUCAAAGAGCCACGGCCCUUAUGACUCCAACCAGCCCUACAGGAAAACCAAAAUCACAUUUGAGGAAGACAAAGUCGACUCAACUCUCAUUGGCUCAUCCUCUCAUGCUGAAUGGGAGGAUGCUGUACAAAUUAUCCCAGAAAAUGAAAGUGAUGAUGAGGAAGAGGAAGAAAAAGGGCCAGUGUCUCCCAGGGACAUGGAUGAAGCUGGAAACCAUCAUUCUCAGCAAACUAUGGCAAGGACAAAAAACCAAACACCACAUGUUCUCACUCACAGGAAUCUGCAGGAGUCUGAAGAGGAGGAAGCCCCCCAGGAGUCCUGGGAUGAAGGUUAUUCGACUCUCUCAAUUCCUCUUGACAUGUUGGCCUCAUACCAGUCUUACAGGAGCACCUUUCACUCAUUAGAGGAACAGCAAGUCGGCUUGGCUCUUGACACAGGCAGACAUCGGUGGGAUCAAGUGAAAAAGGAGGAUCAAGAGGCAACAGGUCCCAGGCUCAGCAGGGAGCUGCUGGAUGAGAAAGAGCCUGAAGUCUUGCAAGACUCACUGGAGAGAUGUUAUUCGACUCCUUCAGGUUAUCUUGAAGUGACUGACUCAUGCCAGCCAUUCAGAAGUGCAUUUUACUUAUUGGAGCAACAGCGUGUUGGCUUGGCUCUUGAUGUGGAUGAAAUUGAAAAGUACCAAGAAGUGGAAGAAGACCAAGACCCAUCAUGCCCCAGGCUCAGCAGGGAGCUGCUGGAUGAGAAAGAGCCUGAAGUCUUGCAGGACUCACUGGAGAGAUGUUAUUCGACUCCUUCAGGUUAUCUUGAACUGCCUGACUUACGCCAGCCCUACAGAAGUGCCAUUUACUGAUUGGAGGAAGAGUACCUUGGCUUGGCUCUUGAUGUGGACAGAAUUAAAAAGGACCAAGAAGAGGAAGAAGACCAAGGCCCCCCAUGCCCCAGGAUCAACAGCAUGCUGAGGGAAGUGGAAGAGCCUGAAGUCUUGCAGGACUCACUGGAUAGAUGUUAUUCGACUCCUUCAAUGUACUUUGAACUACCUGACUCAUUCCAGCACUACAGAAGUGCGUUUUACUCAUUUGAGGAACAGCAUGUCAGCUUGGCCCUUGAUGUGGACAAUAGGUUUUUUACUUUGACGGUGAUAAGGCUCCACCUGGUCUUCCAGAUAGGAGUUAUAUUACCACACUAAGCAGCCCUUACUAAGCUGAGAGAUGUCAUUCCUGCAGGCAGGACCUAUAGGCACAUGUAGGUUUGAAUGAAACUGUAGUUCUAUUUGGAAGCCCAGACAUAGGAUGGGUCAGUGGGCAUGGCUCUAUUCCUAGUCUCAGACCAUGCCAGUGGCAACCUGUGCUCAGUCUGAAGACAUUCGACCCAAGUUAGGUGUGACACGUUCACGUAACUAUGCAGCACAUGCCAGGAGUGAUCUGUGAGACAUUCUAAUUUGAACCACGUAUCUCUGGGUAGCUACAGAGUUCCUCAGGGAAUUCAUUUGGCAGGCAUGUCUCUGAGCUUCUAUACCUGCUCAAGGUCAGUGUCAUCUUUGUGUUUAGCUCAUCCAAAGGUGUUACCCUGGUUUCAAUGAAUCUAACCUCAUUCUUUAUAUCUUCAGUGUUGGCUUGUUUUAGCUGAUCCAUCUGUAACACAGGAGGGAUUCUUGGCUGAGGAUUGUAUUUCAGAACCACCGACUGCUCUUGACAAUUGUUAACCCACUAGGCUCCUUUGGUUAGAGAAGCCACAGUCCUUCAGCCUCCAAUUGGUAUCAACACUUAGGAAGACCACAGCUAGAUGGACAAACAGCAUUGAGAGGCCUUAGCCCUACUCCUCUCAAUUCCAUCCUGUAAAGAACAGGAUUCAGGAGCCGCUGGCAGGAGACAGC